Molecule: messenger RNA, 732 nt
Organism: Anopheles nili
Lineage: Eukaryota; Metazoa; Arthropoda; Insecta; Diptera; Culicidae
Product: protein gurken-like
Exons: 2
Coding region: 10-732 (240 amino acids)
Biological process (GO): epidermal growth factor receptor signaling pathway
Molecular function (GO): epidermal growth factor receptor binding; receptor ligand activity
Source: RefSeq, a predicted model, not a curated record
UUGGAAGCAAUGAAAUCAAGUGCAGUAAAAUUUUGUGCUAUACUACUAGUUAUGCUGUCAUCAGUUGUGGUUCACACAGACUGCUGUUCUAGCAGAUCGAUGCCAAAAUCAAGACCCCGACCAGUGUCACACUUCCGUGGUGUGAUGACAUCCACCACCACCACGUUCACGGUGAUCCGACCGGAUGCGACCUCGUCGUCGAACAACAGGGAACUUCCCGACGCAGGUUCGACGGGGAUGGACUCGCGCAGCAGUCUGGCCGGAGCAGGAGGCGGUGUCCAGGGCACAGGCGGUCUCGGCCAUGGUAUCAGCACUAACGCCGGAGGUCUGGCCAACCAGGUGAAUGAUCCGGAACAGCGCGAAAGCGCAAUAGACUCCACCGAUGGGCGUUCGCCCGCCAACGAGGGCACCGGCAGUUCAGGACGUAGUGACAAGGAUCAGAUGAUGAUGCGUAUGGGCAAGUGCUCGCAGCUGUUCGAGGAGAACUACUGUCUCAACGGGGGCAAGUGCUACAACUUCACGAUCGCCAACUCCACCAUGCCGACAUGUGAGUGCGCCGACGGCUUCAUGGGUGAACGAUGUGAGUCAAAGUACUUGGAUGGGACUUACCUGAGCAUGCGCAAGCCGAAGGUCCACAUCGAGACGGCGAGCAUGUAUUACGGGGCAUUUCUUGCCAUGAUAGUAGUGCUGGCUGUGUUCUACUAUCUGCACUGGCUCAACCACUGCCGCUAG